UUUUAGCUUCACCAAAAAUUAAAAAUAUUGAAGAUGUGAAAAUAAAUAAUUAUUAAAAUAUUGUUGUUGUGCCUCCAUGAAUUUGAUUUAUACUUUUUGAUAUUUCAUUUAUUGUUUAUAAUAACGAUAACUAUAGGGACGUAAUGGAAGGUAUUUUGUGGAAGUGGACAAAUUACUGGAAUGGCUGGCAGACAAGAUGGUUCGUCUUAGAAAACGGGAUAUUAUCUUACUAUAAAUCCCAAGAUGAAGCUAGCCAAGGAUGUAAAGGUUCAGUGAAAGUUUCAGUUUGUCAAAUUAAUGUUAAUAAUAUUGAUAACACUAGAAUGGAUUUAGUAAUACCUGGCCAGCAACACAUGUACCUUAGAGCACCAUCUCCACAGGAUCGACAAAAAUGGUUGGUAGCCUUAGGUAGUGCCAAGGCAUGUUUGGAGUCCAUUGUUGAUUCAAAAGUGAUUGGAUUAGAAGAUUCCUUGAGUGAUAAGAAAUCAGAAUUGCAUCUUUAUUGUGAUUUAUUAAUGCAACAAGUACAUGCUGUAAAAAGUGCAGCUAGCCAGGAAACUGGUCCUGACAUGGAGAAAUUGGAUGAAGCAUCAAGCUUAUUAAAAUCUACUUGUGACACAUUUAUAAGGACUUUAGAAGAUAUUAUGAAAUACACCACUACUGCAACUGGAAAUAUAACACCCUUUGAAAUUCCAGUACCUAAUAUAUGCAAAAAUACUAAACCCAACCUUAAUAGAUCUCUAUCUCAGGAAAAUAGAUAAAAUUGUUGAGGAAAAAUAAUCUAAGAGUUUUUGUAUAAAGAUUUCAUCUUCUCUCUAAUUAUUAAAAAAUUGGCUAUGGAUUUUACAUUCAUAACUGUAAAAUUUACUUUAUAGGUAUAUAAAUAUGAUUUAUCUUGAAAAUUAUUGCUGUGAUAUCUUUUAUGCUUUUACACUUAAAAUGUUGGCAUAUCCUUGACACUAAUUCUUGUCUUGCAUUUUAUGUUUAAAUAAAAAGUAUACAUUUUAAAAUAAAAUGCUUAAACUAUUAAAAUCACCCUACAUUAUUUUAUUUAUGAUAAAAUUUAGGUUCAUUCUACAUACAUUUAGAUUUUUUGCAAAAUAGUUUUUUCAUUCUAUAAUUGUAGGUUUUAUGCAUUCCAAGUUCACAUUAUGAUACUACAUUUAAGUAAACAAUGUAUUUAUCUCAUAUGUAUUUUUUUUAUUA
Pieris rapae (cabbage white) is the source of this 1206-nucleotide messenger RNA. RefSeq names its product pleckstrin homology domain-containing family A member 3. Bases 144 to 761 code for a protein of 205 amino acids. The transcript is spliced from 5 exons. Gene Ontology annotation, biological process: receptor recycling; retrograde transport, endosome to Golgi; endosome organization. NCBI's taxonomy places the organism in Eukaryota, Metazoa, Arthropoda, Insecta, Lepidoptera, Pieridae. The record is from RefSeq and is a predicted model, not a curated record. Gene Ontology annotation, cellular component: trans-Golgi network; early endosome; recycling endosome.